This is a messenger RNA of Lacerta agilis (Sand lizard), 1247 nucleotides long. It is a transcript of the gene CDK7, whose product is annotated as cyclin dependent kinase 7. Gene Ontology annotation, biological process: protein phosphorylation; positive regulation of transcription by RNA polymerase II. The coding region runs from base 289 to 1047 and encodes 252 amino acids. Gene Ontology annotation, cellular component: transcription factor TFIIK complex; transcription factor TFIIH holo complex; nucleus. The record is from RefSeq and is a predicted model, not a curated record. NCBI's taxonomy places the organism in Eukaryota, Metazoa, Chordata, Lepidosauria, Squamata, Lacertidae. The transcript is spliced from 12 exons. Gene Ontology annotation, molecular function: cyclin-dependent protein serine/threonine kinase activity; ATP binding; RNA polymerase II CTD heptapeptide repeat kinase activity.
AUCGCGCUUGAUCGGGAUGGACGCCCGCGCGCGUGCGAAGCGCUACGAGAAGUUGGCCUUCCUGGGCGAAGGGCAGUUGCUACAGUUUAUAAAGCAAGAGACAAGAAUACAAAUCAAAUUGUUGCUAUUAAAAAGAUCAAACUUGGGCAUAGAUCAGAAGCUAAAGAUGGUAUAAACAGAACAGCCCUUAGAGAAAUAAAGCUACUGCAGGAGCUUAGCCAUCCAAAUAUUAUAGGGCUUCUUGAUGCAUUUGGACACAAAUCUAACAUUAGUCUAGUAUUUGAUUUUAUGGAAACUGAUCUAGAGGUUAUAAUAAAGGAUACUAGUCUUGUAUUGACACCUUCUCACAUCAAAGCGUACAUGCUGAUGACACUUCAAGGUUUAGAAUAUUUACACGAACACUGGAUCCUUCAUAGGGAUCUUAAACCAAAUAACCUGUUGCUAGAUGAAAAUGGAGUUUUGAAACUGGCUGACUUUGGUUUGGCAAAAUCUUUUGGAAGUCCUAACAGAGUUUACACCCACCAAGUAGUAACAAGGUGGUAUCGAGCUCCUGAGCUACUGUUUGGUGCUAGAAUGUAUGGUGUAGGCGUGGAUAUGUGGGCAGUGGGCUGCAUAUUGGCUGAAUUGCUUCUAAGGGUUCCGUUUUUGCCAGGAGACUCUGACCUGGAUCAACUCACAAAGAUAUUUGAAACCUUGGGUACUCCAACAGAGGAGCAGUGGCCUGGUAUGACCAAUCUUCCAGAUUAUGUGACUUUUAAAAGUUUCCCUGGAAUGCCACUUCAUCACAUCUUCAGUGCUGCUGGUGAUGAUUUGCUAGAACUGCUGCAAGGCUUAUUUACAUUUAAUCCUUCUACUAGGGUCACAGCUACUCAGGCACUAAAACAGAAGUAUUUUAGCAAUCGGCCAGCACCAACACCUGGAAGCCAGUUGCCAAGACCCAAUUGCCCUGCAGAAGCCUUGAAAGAGCAACAAAACCCAGCUCCAAAUUUGAAAAGGAAAAGACUGGAUGGACUAGAUCAAGGGUUACCAAAAAAAUUGGUGUUUUGACUACUGUGGAAAUGGAUGUUGAAUAUUUCUGCUGCUAUGAAUUCUGAAAAGAUCAAAUAAUGUGAAAACUCAAAAGUCACAAUAUGGAUUAAAGCGUAAUUUGUAAAUGUAAACAUGUAAAAUGUGUGUAGUGUUAAACUCUAAAAACCAUGUAUUUUUAUUGCUUUGCUUUUUUAAAAAAUAAAAAAGUUAAAGACUCA